This is a messenger RNA of Hibiscus syriacus, 1097 nucleotides long. RefSeq names its product salutaridine reductase-like. Lineage: Eukaryota; Viridiplantae; Streptophyta; Magnoliopsida; Malvales; Malvaceae. The coding region runs from base 42 to 953 and encodes 303 amino acids. The transcript is spliced from 5 exons. The record is from RefSeq and is a predicted model, not a curated record. Gene Ontology annotation, cellular component: membrane.
UUCAUCUGUUCACUUCAAUAUCAGAUUCAGUUCCUUCAGGAAUGAUAGAAAUGGGGAACAAUGGAAAGCUUGAAGCUGAGAGAUAUGCCGUAGUGACCGGAGCAAACAAGGGUAUUGGGUUUGAGAUUGCAAGGCAGCUUGCUUCGAAGGGUGUAACAGUUGUAUUAACAGCUAGAGAUGAAGUGAGGGGAAAUGAGGCAACCGCGAAGCUCCACCGACUGCUUUUUUCAGAUGCAGUCUUUCAUCAACUUGAUGUUCUGGAUCAGACUAGCAUUGACGCAUUGGCACGUUUCAUAUCUCAAAGGUUUGGAAGACUUGAUAUCUUGGUCAAUAAUGCAGGUGUCAGCGGCGCUAUAGUUGAUGAAGAUAGCCCCAAAGCCUUAGGUAUACUCUCUGGGAAGGUGGCAAAGGUGAUUCAGAGUGUGGUAAAGUAUAUCUAUGAAGAGGCUCAAGUAUGCUUGAAUACUAAUUACUAUGGUGUCCAAAGAGUAACUGAAAUCCUCCUCCCUCUGCUUCAGCUUUCCAGUACAGGAGCUAGGAUUGUCUAUGUUUCUUCUCUUCGAAGCGAAUUGAAGAGGAAUCCUGCCGAAAGCAUUAGAAAUGAACUUAGAGAUAUAGAGAAUCAAACUGAAGAGAAACUUGACAGCACAUUACAAAGAUUCUUGAAGGAUUUUAAAGAAAAUGCACUUGAAGCCAAUGGAUGGCCCACAAUGCUGCCGGCCUACAGCAUUUCAAAGGCGGUCCUCAAUGCUUACACAAGAAUUCUAGCCAGAAAGUACCCAAACAUGCACAUAAAUUGUGUUCGUCCUGUGUAUGUUAACACCGACAUAAAUUGGCAUACAGGGGUGAUCACGACUGAGGAGGGUGCAAAAGACCCUGUUAAAUGUGCUCUCAUCCUCGAUGGUGGCCCGACUGGGUGCUACUUCGAUCAGACCGAGGUUGCAGAGUUUUGAGACCCUCCCUCUUUCCACUUGGUUGGAGAUUGAACAUUUAUUUGGGAUCGCUACAUACUAUUUAUGUUAUUUGAACUUUUCAUAAUUUAAACUGUUUGUGUCUAAUGUGAACAUAUGUGCCGAUUAAGUUGAGCGGACCAUGUG